Molecule: messenger RNA, 663 nt
Organism: Helianthus annuus (common sunflower)
Lineage: Eukaryota; Viridiplantae; Streptophyta; Magnoliopsida; Asterales; Asteraceae
Product: translation initiation factor IF-2-like
Exons: 3
Coding region: 1-663 (220 amino acids)
Source: RefSeq, a predicted model, not a curated record
AUGAUUGAAGAUAAACCCAAGUCAAGGGCUUGUGCAGUCUUUCAUGAUGAUGAAGGAUUUGAUUGGAGUCAAGAAGAUGCAGAAACUCUUUCAAAGAAACAUGAUCAUUAUGCUUUUAUUGCUGAGAUUCAAGAGGAAAGCAAAGAAAAAGACACACUUGAGUCAAAAGAGAAAACUCGUGAAGAGAUUUUAAGUGAGAAGACUUACAGAGAAAGAAAUGUGGUUUAUAAUAGAAUGGAAGACAUGCAGGAAGAGUAUGAGAUUCCAUUGAGAGCCGAAUACUAUAGAAAUGUGAUGAAAGAUGACACAUAUGCUAAAAGGCUUGAAAAGGAAAUCAGAUAUGCCAUGACAUCGUGUCUAAGAAAAAGGGAUGAAGAGAGAUUGAACAAGAGUGUUGAAGAGAUGGUGAACAAUUUGAAGAAGGUUGCUGAAGAGGUUAACACAGAAGCUGUUGAAGUUGAAGUUGUGAAGGAGAUCAAAGGUGAAGAAGUUGUUGUGAAUAUUGAAGUUGUGAAAGAAGCUGUUACUGAAGAACAACAGGUUGAUGAAGAAGAGGUAAGGAAAGAAGAAGAAGAAGAAGUAAAGAAUGAGAAUUUGGAAGCUGGUGAUGCUGGUGAUGAAGUCAGUGUUGAAGAAACGCAGAAUGUUGCUGAAAUGAAGUAG